AAAACAUCUGAUCUUUGUUUACAAACUGACAAGUGCCGCUAGAUCAUUGAUGUGGUCGCGCGGAAAUUUUUUUCUCUUCUGAUAUAUCUUUUUCGCUUACAAUGACAUCAAUUGCAUCAGUUAACCAAGCUUCAGACAAUGCUGAAAAAAUUGUCAUUGACGAUAAAGUAAAAGCUGAAGGAAAUGAAUCUUUGACGGUUGUCAUGUCUUUGAGCGUCAAGUGGAAUGGAGCUUUAUUUCCUAUCGAUAUUUACGAAGGGAUGACCGUUUCUGAAUUCAAAGAAGAAAUACAAACACAAACCAAAGUUCGUCCUGAAAAACAAAAGCUUAUAAAUCUCAAAGCCAAAGGAAAACCUGCUUCUGAGAGCAUGCUGAUGACGGGCUUGGGACUGAAGAAUGGCGCUAAGAUCAUGAUGGUUGGCAGCAUAGAUGAAGACUUGGUUGCAGCAACAACAGUCCCUGAUGAGUUGCCUGAAGUUGUUAAUGACUUGGACAUUGCCGAGGAUAAGCUGCUUUCUGUGCACCAGCGUCAAGAUUACAUAGAAAAGAUAGAGAAGCGGGUGAGAGAGUACGAGCUGAAGGUGCUGAACCCCAUGCGGCCGGGCAAGAAGCUGCUGGUGCUCGACAUCGACUACACUCUCUUCGACCACCGCAGCGUCGGCCAGAAUGGCCUCGAGCUUAUGAGGCCUUAUCUGCACGAGUUCCUGCUCAGCGCUUACCAGGACUACGACAUCGCGAUCUGGUCGGCGACGAGCAUGAAGUGGAUCCAGGAGAAGAUGAAGCUGCUCGGCGUCUCUACGAACCCCAACUACAAGAUCGUCUUCUACGUCGACUCCCUGGCCAUGAUACGCAUCGAGGCGCCCGACUACGGCGUCGUAGAGGUGAAGCCGCUGGCCGUAAUCUGGGGCAAGCACCGGCACUACCACGCGGGCAACACGGUCAUGCUGGACGACCUGCGCCGCAACUUCCUGAUGAACCCUCAGAACGGCCUCAAGAUCCGCCCCUUCAGGAGGGCCCACGAGAACAGGGGCACUGACCGCGAGCUCCUCAAGCUCGCAGGAUACCUGCAGGAUAUUGCCCAGCUCGACGACCUCAGCGCCCUCAGACACAGUCGCUGGGAGUCCUAUAGGCCGGGGGGAUACUGAGGGAGGGUGCGUAGGCCGGGGGGAUACUGAGGGAGGGCACGUAGGACUGGAGGAUACUGAGGGAGGGCACGUAGGCCUGGAGGAUACUGAGGGAGGGUCCUAUAGACCUGGGGAAUACUGAGGGAGGAUACAUAGGGCAGGAGGAUACUAAUGGAGGGUACGUAGGACCGGAGGAUACUGGGGGAGGGUAUGUAGGGAGGGUCCUAUAGGCCUGGAGGAUACUGAGGGAGGAUACUGAUGGAGGGUCCUAUAGGCCUGGAGGAUACUGAGGGAGGAUACUGAUGGAGGGUCCUAUAGGCCAGGAGGAUACUGAUGGAGGUUACAUAGGGAGGGUCCUUUUGGCCAGGAGGAUACUGAUGGAGAGUCCUAUGGGUCUGGCAAUAAGCGUAUCAGUGCUACGUGAUGUAAGAGAGUGCGUCACAAAGAGGACAAAAUAUCCCACUCAUUUCUCUGGUUGAACGAUGCCUGAACUUAGCUAAGGGAUUGUAAGUCUCACUGUGUAACUUUGUUUAUGCAGCUAUGGUUUAAAUUUUAUAACAAUAUAAUUUAAAUUACGAU
Molecule: messenger RNA, 1703 nt
Organism: Hyalella azteca
Lineage: Eukaryota; Metazoa; Arthropoda; Malacostraca; Amphipoda; Hyalellidae
Gene: Ublcp1
Product: ubiquitin-like domain-containing CTD phosphatase 1
Exons: 6
Coding region: 102-1145 (347 amino acids)
Cellular component (GO): nucleus
Molecular function (GO): phosphoprotein phosphatase activity; protein binding
Source: RefSeq, a predicted model, not a curated record